GGCACAAUGGCGGCAAAAUCCCAGCCCAGCGCUCCCAAAAGCAGGAGUCCGGGUGGCAUCACUGAUGACAGGGUUGCGUCUCAGGGCCAGUGGGGCCGUGCCUGGGAGGUGGACUGGUACUCGCUGGCGAGUGUCAUCUUCCUGCUGGUGUGCGCGCCCUUCAUUGUGUAUUACUUCAUCAUGACAUGCGACCAGUACAGCUGCGCCCUGACCGGCCCGGUGCUGGACAUCGCCACCGGGCGCACUGGGCUCUCAGACAUCUGGGCCAAGACCCCGCCUUUGACAAAGAAAGCCGCUCAGCUCUAUGCCUCAUGGGUGGCAUUCCAGGUGCUUCUGUACAUGGUGCUGCCUGACUUCUGCCACAAGUUUCUGCCCGGCUAUGUAGGAGGCGUCCAGGAGGGAGCCGUGACCCCAGCAGGAAUCGUGAACAAGUAUGAGGUCAAUGGCCUGCAGGCCUGGCUGCUCACCCACCUCCUGUGGUUGGCCAACGCCCACGUCCUGUCUUGGUUCUCACCCACCAUCAUCUUUGACAACUGGAUCCCCUUGCUGUGGUGCGCCAACGUCCUCGGCUACGCCGUGUCCACGUUUGCCAUGGUCAAGGGCUACUUCUUCCCCACCAACGCCAGAGACUGCAAAUUCACAGGCAAUUUCUUCUACAACUACAUGAUGGGCAUCGAGUUUAACCCCCGGAUCGGGAAGUGGUUUGACUUCAAGCUGUUCUUCAACGGCCGCCCCGGGAUCGUGGCCUGGACCCUCAUCAACCUGUCCUUCGCGGCAAAGCAGCGAGAGCUCCACGGCCACGUGACCAACUCCAUGGUCCUGGUCAACGUCCUGCAGGCCAUCUACGUGCUGGACUUCUUCUGGAACGAAGCCUGGUACUUAAAGACCAUUGACAUCUGCCAUGACCACUUUGGGUGGUACCUGGGCUGGGGCGACUGCGUCUGGCUGCCAUAUUUGUACACGCUGCAGGGCCUGUACCUGGUCUACCACCCUGUGCAGCUGUCCACGCCCCACGCCGUGGGCAUCCUGCUGCUGGGCCUGGCGGGCUACUAUGUGUUCCGGGUGGCCAACCACCAGAAGGACCUUUUCCGCCGUACCGACGGCCGCUGCCUCAUCUGGGGCCGCAAGCCCAAGGCCAUCGAAGUCUCCUACACGUCCGCCGACGGCCAGCGGCACCACAGCAAGCUGCUGGCAUCGGGCUUCUGGGGCGUGGCCCGCCACUUCAACUACACCGGCGACCUGCUGGGCAGCCUGGCCUACUGCCUGGCCUGCGGCGGCGGCCACCUGCUGCCCUAUUUCUACAUCGUCUACAUGGCCGUCCUCCUCACCCACCGCUGCCUGCGUGAUGAGCACCGCUGCGCCAGCAAGUAUGGCCGGGACUGGGCGCGCUACACAGCCGCCGUGCCCUACCGCCUGAUACCCGGCGUCUUCUGAGCGCCAUCCCGGGAGCGAGCAUGGCCGUCGGGGCUGCC
This is a messenger RNA of Carlito syrichta (Philippine tarsier), 1472 nucleotides long. RefSeq names its product 7-dehydrocholesterol reductase (gene DHCR7). Gene Ontology annotation, cellular component: endoplasmic reticulum membrane. NCBI's taxonomy places the organism in Eukaryota, Metazoa, Chordata, Mammalia, Primates, Tarsiidae. Bases 7 to 1434 code for a protein of 475 amino acids. The record is from RefSeq and is a predicted model, not a curated record. Gene Ontology annotation, biological process: cholesterol biosynthetic process; brassinosteroid biosynthetic process. Gene Ontology annotation, molecular function: 7-dehydrocholesterol reductase activity. The transcript is spliced from 7 exons.